This is a messenger RNA of Funneliformis caledonium, 1023 nucleotides long. The record is from the annotation of a GenBank genome assembly. NCBI's taxonomy places the organism in Eukaryota, Fungi, Glomeromycota, Glomeromycetes, Glomerales, Glomeraceae.
AUGCCUGAACUAACUUUUCAACAAAACGAUCCUUUUAUUAUGAAAUUAUUCCCUUCUGAUUGUUUUGUUUGUGGAAGGGAAAUAGAUAUUGAAGGAUGGUGUGAAAGUUGUGAGUCCGAUGCCUUUGAAGAAAAUUUUAAAAAUUGGACCAGCGGAAAUCCUAAUAUUGAUGAUUUUAUCAAAAAUACUCAGCUAAAUGCAACCGAAAGAGGGUCUUACUUAGAAUAUAUUGAUUUUGAUCAGUUUGAAUCAGUCGAAUAUAUAAAAAAUACUUCAUAUAGUACCAUUUAUUCAGCAAUGUGGAUGGAAGGUCCUCGACAGACUUGGGAUGAAGAUGCUGAACAAUGGAUACGUGACGGGCCAACACGUGUUGCGCUUAAAAGAAUUGAUAAUUCACUUAAUAUUAGUGAAGAAUAUUUAAAUCAAAUGUAUAAACAUCGAACUUGCUUUCGAAAAGGAAAAUUAGCAUACUACUACGGCAUAACCAAAGUCUCGGAAACUUUUAUGGUCGUUAUGAAAUAUUAUGAUGAACAAGACUUGUACUCAUAUUUGAGUAAAACAUUUGGGAUUCUUAGAUUCGAAACCAUUGUUGAUAUGCUUUGGGAUAUAACUGGAGGUCUCGAAAUACUUCACGACAAUGAACUAAUUCAUGGAAAUAUCCAUAGCGGAAAUAUAUUAAUCAAUAAAGUUGGUUCAAAUAAUAUAGGAUUGGUAGAUACAAGCAUUGCGGACGUAGGUAUGCAUGACUCAAUUGAAAAGAAUCCAAUCGAAAAAUUUCGAGCACUUCGUUUUGUAGCUCCUGAAAUUUUAUACGGCUUUCCGCCAACCAAAGCUAGCGACAUCUAUAGCGUUGGAAUGAUCAUGCGGACUUUAGGAGCUGCAUAUCAUCAUUCAGCAACGGAAAAAAUUCCGGAUAUUUAUAUUGAAUUAAUGAACCAAUGCUUAGACCCUGAUCCUUCAAAACGUCCAACAAUAUUUGAAUUAUUUGGGGAGCUUGAAAAUAGUUUAUUCUUUGAAGAUUGA